GCGAGCCGCCAAUUCAACUGUCUGGUUUUGAGAGAGAACUGGUGUAUCGUGUGAGCUGUUACAUUGAGAAACGAGAAUAAAAAUACCCAUAAACAGUUUUUAAACAUGUAACUGUGAAGUAAAUACACGUCCAGAAAGGAAUUUUAAGCGUGUUUAUGCUGUAAUGCGGCGCUGCAGGACUGAGAGUGACCCGGAGCCGUGGAUCGAGCAGCUGGUUCUAAACCGCGGUGAAGGGCAGAGAGCCACGAGCGUCCGAGCUCAUGUAGUCGGGGUGAGUGACUUGACCGAGUCUCAGUGCACGGAUGCGAGCGAUGCCUGCAUGCUGUUCUUGUCUGAUGGGACCGUGUUCAUCCCCGCGGUGCUCAGCGCCGCCGCCUGGGAGCACAUGCAGGAGUUGGAGGAGAGAGACACGUUUUCCGGUCUGGACAACACCACGGUGUCGGUGCGAAAGUUCCAGCUGAACUUCCACAUGGACCCGGAGCUGACCAGUUGUCAGUUUUAUCUGACCGUUAAUCAGAUCGUCACUGUGGGUCGGGUCACUCGGCAUCACCGCCCCCCGAGCUGCACAAUGCUGCCAUCAGUCAGGCAACAAAUCCUGAUGACAUGGCGGUCCCUGAUGAAGGAGAGUUCAGUCACGUCUAUGAGCUCACAGUCAGGAUUCCCACUUUCGUGUCUGAUGGGGGCGUGGCACAAUGACAUCAUCAUGGACCUCCUGAAUGAUGCAAUCCAGAAAAUAGCCGCACCCUCUGCAGGUCACCUGGGGACAGCUACGCCCACAAACUGGCAUCGAGAGAGACUUCGCUGCAGGGGUGAGGAGUGUUUCAGCACUCUUGUGUCUCAUCUCCUCAUCCCAGAGGAGCAGAGGGAGAUGUUGACAGCUGAUCCCGGUGUGUCGAGUUCGAGCGAAACUCCGAGCGGCCCGUUGCCUCCAUGUGUAGCCGAACCGACGACGUGGCCAUUAGUGGCGCAGGAUAGGGGCGGAGACUCGUCUGCCCCGGCUUCUGAUAGGCUGGAAGAGGGGCAUCAGCUCACCCUGAACAACACCAGAGCAGGUCUCUCAGAGGUUUGGUGUGGAGGAGGAGGAGGAGGAGGAGGAGGAGGAGGAGACUCAGAGAGCCCCUGGGAUUUAUUCUACCCUGCUGCUGACCUGCUCGCAGCUUCACCCUCUUCUACUUCUGCGUCCGGUCUGGAGCGGCUCUUACAGCCGGACGGUCGCUCUCGGCUCACCGAGGAGUCCGGGAUCAUCGGCCCACCCGUUCAGAGACCACACCCAUCUCAAAAUAGCCCCGCCCACCAGAGUGACCCGACGACCUUGGACCUGCGUCAGGAGCCGCAAAGACAGAGUCCCUUAACAUCACUCACACACACUGCAGCCGUGCGUGUAGAAGAACAAUCCCUAACAGACCACAUGUCACACACUCCACCCAGUAAAAAGAGCCGAGUCCAUUCAGACGGCAGCAGUUUCUCAUACACGUAUGAACCGUGUCCGGACGUCGCCUCGGCUCUCAGCCGCUGCGAGGUCCCUGAGCGGCUGGUGCAGUGGGCGGUGGCGUACCUGGGGACUCCUCGACACACUCCUGUUGUCCGCAGCGGAGCAGAGCGGAGGAAGCUGGCAGUGUUGGAGUGACCGCUCCUCAUGUGUCCUGUAGAUUUUGUAGAAAUAGUGUUGUGUUUUUAUAACAAACUUAUUAAAAUCCUUUUUAUCUCAUUUUUAUGCGCAUUAUUAAAAUACAAAUGCUUCAAUAAAUCUUCAGAA
Molecule: messenger RNA, 1756 nt
Organism: Hemibagrus wyckioides
Lineage: Eukaryota; Metazoa; Chordata; Actinopteri; Siluriformes; Bagridae
Gene: acd
Product: ACD shelterin complex subunit and telomerase recruitment factor
Exons: 13
Coding region: 164-1627 (487 amino acids)
Biological process (GO): telomere capping; telomere maintenance via telomerase
Cellular component (GO): shelterin complex; telomerase holoenzyme complex; chromosome, telomeric region
Molecular function (GO): telomeric repeat DNA binding
Source: RefSeq, a predicted model, not a curated record